Molecule: messenger RNA, 3639 nt
Organism: Mesocricetus auratus (golden hamster)
Lineage: Eukaryota; Metazoa; Chordata; Mammalia; Rodentia; Cricetidae
Gene: CUNH10orf88
Product: chromosome unknown C10orf88 homolog
Exons: 6
Coding region: 243-1577 (444 amino acids)
Source: RefSeq, a predicted model, not a curated record
CGCACGGCCCCAGCGACGGGAGAGAAGUCACAAGACGUCCUCAAUCUCCUCCCGCGAAGAUUUUGAACAAAUUUACAGAAAUCAUACGAUAUGCGCACGCGCACGUAUGAUUGGUUUCCCGGGAUUUGAAGAAAGAAAAAAAAAACCGGAAGUUGUACUGAACCUUCACCUCCGCUAGGCACUGAAGGAAACGCAAGCUCCGCGAAAGAGGUUCCGGCGCUGCUUGGGCCGGAGGAGGCAGAAUGGAGACCGCGAUUGAAGAUCCUGGACUGGACUACAGCCCGACGCUCACCUCGUCCUGGGACGCGGCGUGCGAGUCGUUGACCCAAAGCCUCCUUACCCGAAUUGGGCCAGGUGCCCAAGACUUGAACUUCGAGCAGCUGCUGGCGCCGCUAGCUCCGGGCUCGGAUCUAGUGAGCCUGAAGAACAACCUGAGUCCCCGCGAUGAAAACCCCUGCUUCCUUUACCUGAAGUGUGGGCCUAAUGGGGGCGAAGAGAUCCUUUCAGUUGGCAUUCUGAGUUCAGCAAGAAACAUGGAAGUGUACUUGGGAGAGGAGUACUGUGGAACCAGUCGGGGCAAGAAUGUCUGCACUGUCCUGGAUGACAGUGAACAUGAAAAGAUUCUGUUGUACAAAAAAUUCCUAAAAUUGGAAUCUCCUGCACAUGCUUGUAAAAUAAAGUUGCUGUCCUUCGGUGAAAAGCAGUGUGUGCUCAUCAGUAAAGUUGUGGUGCACGUGAGACCAAGGUCAGCAAAUCCUUCACCAAGCUCUUCUGCUCUAGGAUCAAGGAUAGACCUCGACAGUAUCCAAACCAUAAUGGAGUCCAUGGGGUCAAAGUUAUCUCCUGGCGCUCAGCAGCUAAUGAAUAUGAUUAGGUUUCAGCAGCAGAAUUGUCUUCCCAUUGGAGAGCAGCUUCAGUCAGUGUUGGGAACCACAGGACACAAGCAUCUGGUUGCACUGCAGUCUUCACCUUCUUCAGGAGUUAUAGACAAAGCGUCCUCCACACCUUUUCCUUUUAGAACUGGAUUGACACCUUCAGCCAUCACUGAAAAUUUAAAGGCUCUUAUUGAUAAAAGCACACAACCACCUGGAGAAGGAAAUACCACAAACCACGAUGAGUGUCACCUUGUGCCACAAAAGCAUUCCCUUCUUGAAAAUGAUCUUAAAAAUGCAGUGUCUUCUUUCUUACCAAAGAAAGCAAGUGGCAACUCAAAUGCACCCAACUCUGAGUUGCUGCCUUUUCUCCAGAAUUUAUGUAGUCAGGUCAACCAUCUCCGAGUGGGACAUAAUGCCAGGUGGCAAGAAAACAUCUCCAAGCCCAGAGAGAGCAUUGUCGGUGUUUCGAUGGAAGAGCAACCUAUUUGCUCCUACUUGGAAAAGAUUCUUUCUAAAAACAUGGAACUGAUGGAAAAGAAGCUUAUGGACCACAUUGAUGAGAGGAUCUAUCAACUCCAGGAGCACUUAGAUGCUAAAAUGGCUUUGUUAGUAGACUUGCUGCAAAAUCCUAACUCCCCACCUCCAGGGAUACCUCUAAGACACUAUGACUCCAGAGAAAGACUUUCCAAUGGAGAAAGAUAAGCUAUCGACAUACACAAUUAUUGCAGAUAUUUAUUACAUAUUUAUUACAGAGCCAAAAUACAAAAAGGUUAUGAACAUCAAGUCUUUAAUGUCCUUUGAAGGAUCUUUGUCUUACAUGGUGACCUCAGUGCUCAUUUUCAUUGUACUUGUUACUGUAGAUUCAGGUCUGCACCAACAGCUACCCUGAAACAGUCAUAAGUUAUUUUGCUUGCUAUAUUUUUCACUCUUACAGAAAUGUAUACUUGUAUUGCUCAAGAGUUUGGGAUGUAUAAGGACUUCUAAUGCAGUUCAUUAGUUUGUAUUGUAUAUUACAUAUGUUUGAAGUGAAUUUUUUAUUUAUACAGAUAUAGUUUGAAAUAUAGUUUCAGGAGUAUGAAAAGAAUUGCUAUGAUUUUUUUCCUAACUAUUUUGGAAAGUUGGAUAUCUGGACUCUUUCAUGUAGUGUACCAGUUUACACUAGUUGUUGUUCAUCUGAGAUGAAUAUGUGUAGUACUCGGGCUGUCUGAGGUAGUUUACGGAGUGAGGGUAGACCUGUUGUCCACUACAGUGCAGCUGUAGAUUGCUUGUGUUCAAUCCCACUAUUUCAGAUUUGCUGCUACAGGUAAAAUGGAAGGAAAUUCUGUUCUGGAACUGACAGGUUCUUCUCCCAGAGGCCUUUUCUAGCAUGUAUGAUGUGUGACAUUGGGAAAAUCUAAAACAAGGAUUAUGAUACAUGAAUCUAGGGUUUUACAAUCUUCAGCAGACUUAAUUUUCAGAACUUAACUGUUACGUCCGUGUUGCUAAUACGGCUGUGCCUAAAUGCAUUUACUCUUAAGAUCACCUAGAAGUGACUAGAACUCUUUUUAGCUAAUUUGCUUAUGUUGUUUCCCUCUUUUUACUUUUCUUUAUUUUUUUUCAUUUUUCUUCCUUUUCUUUAAAGAAAGGGGUUAUUUCAUGCUUAUUCAUUGUUUUGGCAAACUGUUCUUUAAAAUGCCUGUUGGUUUUGAUUAUACGGAAAAGGUGGCAAAGCAUAUAGGACACACCACACUUCUGCUGAUCUUUGGUCCAUGGUUGGUAGGAUAGUCAUACCAUGUGCAGGUGUAAGAUGUCACUUCCUGAUCAGUGAGGAGAAAUCCAAUCAUUUACGGCUCCAGUCCAUGGUUUUGCAGCUUUUGGUAGUUGUUCCUCUGUGACUUAAGAAUACCAUUCAUGACUUAGUAGUGCCUUCAGGCCCAUAAAUCAUUAACUGAGGCUGCCCAGGUCUGCAAGGCAGGACCACACCUCUAACUGAAGACUGUGAAGCUAUCUUCAUCUCAGCCUGACACUCCUUUCCAGCCUCAUCUCCACUGCCCAUCCCUGUGUUCUCAUCUCUGAUCCUGUGACCAGGGAGCAGGAAGGGGCCAAUGGGAAGAACUCAAGAGAAAAGCAAGAAGUGUAAAAGAUGGAAACACAUCUCAUUAGCCAUAUGGUGUCUGUCACAGUGUAACAUGGACCCUAAAGAAUUCCAGCCUCUCCAGGCAGUCCUGUUUUGGGGGUUAGAGUAGCCUGAAGCCUACUAGAACAGCCAUCUGUUGGAAAAGAUGGCUCACAGUUCUGUUAAGUUAUUUCACAGCUAAGUCUACACAUGUGUAUAUAUACUUGUUUCCUGGCUUUUGUUUCUUCUUUUUUGUAGACUGUAACAUUGCUAUAGGAAAAGUGGGGAGACAGGAACAUCUCCCCACCCCACACUUCCCCAGUUCUGUUGAAAACUAAACAAAACCCAUUUCUUUUUUCUGUCUCUUGAUUUUUUUGAUAGACGUGGCUGGUAGCAGAACCUCCAGAUUCAGGUAACAGCUUGAUGUGGGAUACAUAAACAUCAAGUUGGGCUUGUGUUAAAAAAAGCAAAAAACAAAAAACAAAACAAAAAACUUCAAUUGUGGGCAUCAUGCUUAGUCUUUGCACCCUGAUAUGACAAAGAAAUGAAAUGCUCCUUGUCAAGUGGCCCUAGUUUAAAAUAAGAAGUCCCAUGCAUAAGGCUUGAGAAGCCCUCACUCCCUGCUGUGUGUACUUUUGCUCUGUAAUAAAACCGUCCUCUCUUUCCUCA